CGCCGCCACCGCCCGAACCAUGGUCCGCGCUCCACUCGGGCUCUCUUAGCAGCAGCCGCCGCCGCCGCCGCCGCCCUGUGAUCGCUGGCUUCACUUCCUCCUUUUCUUCUUGCUGAGCCACUUUCCUCCUAGAGCUAUGACCGUCGUCUCCGUCCCGCAGCGGGAGCCACUUGUCCUGGGCGGCCGCCUUGCGCCCCUGGGCUUUUCCGCCCGCGGUUACUUCGGGGCCCUCCCGAUGGUGACCACGGCCCCGCCGCCUUUACCCCGAAUCCCGGAUCCCCGGGCACUGCCCCCCACCCUUUUCCUCCCUCACUUCCUAGGGGGAGACGGUCCCUGUCUGACCCCGCAGCCUCGCGCCCCUGCACCUCUGUCCAACUGUAGUCUAGCUACGGCGGGAGGCACCCCUCGGGCAGCGCCAAAGAAGCGGCGAAAGAAGAGGGUGCGGGCCAGCCCGGCAGGGCAGCUCCCCAGCCGCUUCCAUCAGUACCAGCAGCACCGGCCGAGCCUCGAGGGCGGGCGGAGCCCCGCGACGGGCCCGAGCGGAGCGCAGGAAGUCCCGGACCAGGCGGCCAAUUUGGCCCCGGGUCCUGCGGCCGCAACCCAAACUGAGGAAGCGAGCCCUUUCUCUGGCCAGCUGCCGCCAGCGGCGCCGGGCCAACCCUCGUUCAGAAGAGAGAGACUUGCCGUCUACUGUCUCAAUAAGAAAUGA
Molecule: messenger RNA, 709 nt
Organism: Zalophus californianus (California sea lion)
Lineage: Eukaryota; Metazoa; Chordata; Mammalia; Carnivora; Otariidae
Product: proline-rich nuclear receptor coactivator 1-like
Exons: 1
Coding region: 137-709 (190 amino acids)
Source: RefSeq, a predicted model, not a curated record